AUGGUAAACAAGGGAUUGAUCCUUCAUUUUCUUCUGGAUGCAUCUCUAGUAGUCAUUGCCAGGAAUUCCGUUCAAGGAUCUUUUAUUGUUGAGUUCCAGGACAAUCAGAAUUUGUCGGCUUAUCACCGUCUAACGGGAUCAAAAGCCAACAUUUUGAUGAGUUUCGACUAUAACCUCUUCAAGGGCGAGUCGAUUGAAUUCAAAGAUUCUCAGGCGGCAGAUAAAGCUGCGGAUGAGCUUCUAAAGCUUGACUGUAUUAAAAAUGUCUGGCCGAAGCAGAUUUAUCCCCGACCUGAUGCCAGGGUUAUUUGGACUACCCCAUCAGAGGAUCCCAUGUUCCAAGUAAAGAGACGAAACACCAAAGAUACUUUUUCGCCACACAUCCAAACUCAGGUGGACAGACUGAGGGCCGAAGGCAUAACUGGUCAAGGCGUUAAAAUUGCGGUUAUUGACAGUGGCAUUGAUUACACACAUCCUGCUCUUGGAGGCUGUAUUGGGUCCAAUUGUUUAGUCACUGACGGUUAUGACCUUGUCGGAGAUGCAUAUACCGGCGCCGAAGCUCCUAUUCCGGAUUUAGACCCCUGGGACGGCUGCAGUGGGCACGGAACACAUGUCGCUGGUAUAAUUGCCGCUCAAGAAAAUCCGUAUGGUUUCACAGGUGCAGCACCUGGGGUCAAAUUGGCUGCUUACCGCGUAUUUGGCUGCGAGGGUGGAGCCAGUACUGAUGUACUGAUCGAUGCAUAUAUGCGUGCUGUGGAAGGCGGCGCCAACAUCAUCACUGCAUCCCUUGGGGGCCCUGGGGGUUGGAGCCAGGAUCCUUGGUCUGUCGUAGUUACAAGAAUUGUCGACUCUGGAAUACCAUGCAUCGUUUCGGCCGGGAACGAUGGCAGUAAAGGCCUUUUCUACGCUCAGUCUCCUGCCAGCGGGAAGAGAGCGGCUUCCAUCGCCUCAUAUGAUAACUCUAUCUAUCCCAUGCUCUUGGUUUCCUCGAACUUCACCAUCAAUGGAGGCGCAUCUCAAAACUUUGGUUAUACCCCUGGAACUCCUAGGUCCUGGGCCAGGGUCGUAUUGCCUCUGUGGGCCGCUUCUUUCAAUACAACUGAAAACGGCCAAGGCUGCACAAAGUUCCCUGACGAAACUCCGGAUCUCUCCAACAAAAUUGUAUUAAUACGCCGAGGAGGUUGCACGAUAGACCAGAAAGCCGACAAUGCCGCAGAUAAAGGUGCCCGGUAUAUUCUGUUCUACAACAACAUUGGUGGUACUAGUGCUCCGGAAGUUUCAAACACUGGAGUCCUUGGGACCGGAAUGUUAAGAGCAAGUACUGGUGCGACUCUUGUCAACGCUUUAGCCUCAGGCUCUGAGGUAGUUGCGUCCAUGGGUGAUCCGGUAGUGGCUGCGCGGUUGGACGCGGAAGUAAACAACAGAACUGGAGGAUUUUUGACCACUACUUCAAGCUGGGGGCCUGCAUGGGACGGCGAUAUGAAUCCAGAAUUCGGCGUACCGGGUGGUUAUAUCCUAUCCACCUACCCCGUCUCACUUGGGAGCUAUGCCGUAUUCUCUGGUACUUCUAUGGCAUGUCCGCUUGCUGCGGCUAUUUAUGCCUUGCUGUCCAAUGUCCGGAGGACGCUUGACCCAGUUCUUCUUCACCAGUAUCUUUCCCAGACAGCGAAACCAAACCUAUUCAAUACCGGGGACUCUACUUUUCCUUUCCUCUCUCCAGUGGCUCAACAAGGAGCUGGUAUGCUUCAAGCCUGGGAUGCUGCACAUACCAAUACACUUCUCAGCCGUUCUUGCAUAAUGUUCAACGAUACCGAGCACCUAAACAAUCCGGUCAAUUUCACUAUUACCAACACUGGAGAUCGAGAUGUCGCUUACAAUAUAAGCUCAAUCGGCGCCGCUACCGCUUACACUUUUUCAAACAAUACCUCACCGGAUUUCUUUCCUGGCCUGAAAACAGACGGAGACUUUGCUCAUCUAAGCAUAAGUGAGUCUAAGCUCACCAUACCUGCUUAUGGAAAUGUAGUCGUCACAGUCACAGUAACGCCACCUGCAGUGGAUGGCAAAUUUCUACCUGUUUACUCGGGCUACAUUACAAUCAACGCUACCAAUGGAGAAAAUUUGUCUAUUCCAUACCAAGGUAUUGUGGGUAGUCUUAACAGUCGACGUGUGUUGGGUGACUGGACCCUGUCCGCUGGCAGUACCACGGACAAUCCCAUCACUACUAGCAAUUCGACAUUUGUGGUACCCCAUCCCGGGAGUAAUAAUUCAAACUCAAACACUAGUUAUAUCAUUCCUACAGCCGUUGCCGACAUGGUUUUCGGGUCACCAUUAGUACAUGUGGAGGCUGUUCGAGUAGACUGUGGGUCGAUCGCAAUUGGGAAUGCUUCGUGUAAAGCUAUCGACGUCUUCGGCUCUCCUAUGCGAUGGGUGUCACGCGUUCAGCUCAGCUUCAAUUUCAACGGUACACUCGGAGAUAAGACAAUCGCCCCUGCUGGCCGCUACAGGCUACGUGUGCGUGCACUUCACAUCUUCGGAAAUGAGGACAACGACGAUGUCACUCAGUGGGAUUUAGCUGAGACACCGGAAUUCUUUAUUCGAUACAGCUGA
Ascochyta rabiei is the source of this 2607-nucleotide messenger RNA. RefSeq lists its product as uncharacterized. NCBI's taxonomy places the organism in Eukaryota, Fungi, Ascomycota, Dothideomycetes, Pleosporales, Didymellaceae. Bases 1 to 2607 code for a protein of 868 amino acids. The transcript is spliced from 5 exons. Gene Ontology annotation, biological process: proteolysis. Gene Ontology annotation, molecular function: tripeptidyl-peptidase activity; serine-type endopeptidase activity. Gene Ontology annotation, cellular component: cytosol; cell wall; membrane. The record is from RefSeq and is a predicted model, not a curated record.